Messenger RNA from Setaria italica (foxtail millet), 3442 nucleotides. RefSeq names its product G-type lectin S-receptor-like serine/threonine-protein kinase LECRK1. The record is from RefSeq and is a predicted model, not a curated record. Gene Ontology annotation, biological process: protein phosphorylation. NCBI's taxonomy places the organism in Eukaryota, Viridiplantae, Streptophyta, Magnoliopsida, Poales, Poaceae. The transcript has a single exon. Gene Ontology annotation, molecular function: ATP binding; protein serine/threonine kinase activity. Bases 617 to 2992 code for a protein of 791 amino acids.
UUAACUUGGAGAUAAGAACGUAAGGUUAAUCUCCGAGAUCCUUUAUGUAAUUCCAGCAAUGUAAUCACUUCAAUUAUUUUCAAUAUAAUUCAUUUGCUGCUCGGAAAGAAAGAAAAAACUGCACCAAUUAUGUUUCAAUAAAUAGAAAUGGACACAUGAAAGCAGCAUCCCUGAGCUUUUGCUAUACUUCAUUCUUCAGAUGGGAACAAAACUAAUCAUUUAUCAAAAUUGCUAAUUUAAUUAUGCCAGCUAUUCCACAGUGACCUUUGGUCAGCACCACCAAGUUGUCGGAUGUACCAACUUGAUUCAACGAAACCAGAUGACUUUAUCUCAUGCAAAAAGCCUCUGUGGCUCACAUUCACUAUGUGGUUCAUUUUCAUGGUCAAGCAUUCAAUGAACUUAUCUCCCAUUCCACGGAAAUGACUGGUUAAUAUAGUGACUUCAGCUCCAUUGUCAAACAUGCCAUCCAUUCAGCUUGAAUGAAAUUACAUGUCCUCGCCAUAGAAAAGUCUUGGUCCCAGGAUGUAACACCUAUAUCACGUGAUCUGAAAACUAUAUCUUCCUCUGCGCAUAAAACUGUUGUUCGACAGAGCAACCAACCAAGAGCCCAAGACCAAUGGCGCAUAUAUUCCUCUUCCUCCUCCUCCUGCUCGUCCUACUGUUGCAACUUCCCCACUCAUGUACUCUAGCUCAACACAUUAUCAGCACAGGAUCCACUCUCAAACCUGAAGGCCCAAACAGCUCAUGGCUCUCACCCUCUGGUUACUUUGCCUUUGGUUUCAGAUCCCUGGAGACCAACUCCUCGCUUUAUCUACUUGCCAUCUGGUUUGAUCAGAUAGAAGAGAAGACUAUUGUUUGGUACACCAAUGGUAGCACACCAGUAUCAUCUGGUUCAAGCCUGCAAUUCACCCAUAAUGGUAUGCUUUCUCUCCGUGAUCCCGCUGGAGCUGAGGUUUGGAGGUCACCAAUUUCUGGUGGUGCUUAUGCCUCCAUGAAUGACACUGGAAACUUUGUAAUUUAUGGAGAAGAUGGCUCCCCCAAGUGGCAAAGUUUUACCACACCAGCAGACACCAUCCUGCCAUCCCAAGAGCUGUAUAGUGGGACUAUCCUCCAAGCUAAGCUUAUGGACACCGAUUACUCAAAUGGUCGGUUCAUCCUCAGUCUUGAAACAGAUGGCAACCUGACUUUCUACACAGUGGCUGUUCCUACUGGAUUCAAGUAUGAUGGUUAUUGGUCCACUAACACGAGCGGGAAUGGUGGGAAGCUGGUCUAUGAUGCCAAUGGCACAAUCUACUAUGCCUUGGAGAACAGCACGCAACACCCUAUCAUGCCUGCAGAGAUGGACUCAGUAGAUCAGUACUACCAUUGGGCAAAACUUGACCCAGAUGGUGUCCUUCGACAGUAUAAGUAUCCAAAGUGGGGAGUGGUGAGCAGUGGGUUGCCUGCAGCAGUGAAAACAGUGCCAGAAAGUAUCUGCUCCAUUAUGUAUUCAAAUUUUGGCAGUGGAGUGUGUGGAUACAACAGCUAUUGCAUCCUCAACUGGAACCAGACACAAACAGAUUGUGCUUGUGCCCCAAACUAUUCGUUCUUUGAUCCAGAAAGAAAGUACAAAGGGUGCAAGCCAGACUUUGCACUACAGAGCUGUGACUUGCAGGAGGCAGAAGUACUAGAGCAGUUCCAAAUGAUUCCAAUGAAGAAAAUUGAUUGGCCUCUUCGUGCAUAUGAGCAGUACUAUCCCGUGAACGAGACUACUUGCCAAAACUUAUGCUUGACCGAUUGCUUCUGUGCAGCUGCAGUUUUUGAACAGGAUGGACAUUGCUGGAAGAAGAAACUACCUCUGUCCAAUGGAAACGAAGGAAGUGAAGUUCAAAGGAUGGUUUUUCUCAAGGUACCGAAGAAUAAUGAGGCCAGAAGUAACUGGAAAGGCAAUAGGAAGGAUUGGAUAAUUGGAGGGUCCAUCAUUAUAGGUAUCUCUGUCUUUUUGAACUUUCUAUUCAUUUCAGCACAUCUUCUCGGAGCACACUUUAGGAUUGCCACAAAAAAGAACCAAUUACGACCAUGGACCAGGGUGAUAGCAAGAGAUUUUACAUACAGAGAACUUGAGGAGGCAACCAAUAGGUUCAAUGAGGAAGUGGGCAGGGGGGCUUCUGGUAUAGUCUAUAAGGGGAACCUGCAUGAUGUGUUUGGUACCAGCAUCGCGGUCAAAAUGAUUGAUAGGAUCCCCCGAGAGACCGAAAAGGAGUUCGCGAUAGAAGUUGAAACAAUUGGGCACACACUACACAAGAACUUAGUCCCACUGCUGGGAUUCUGCUAUGAAGGAACUGCAAGGCUCCUGGUGUAUCCUUUCAUGGUCAAUGGCUCUCUUGCUAAGUUCCUCUUCAGUGAUAUGAGGCCAUCAUGGGACCUCCGAGUCGAUAUUGCCCAUGGGGUGGCAAGAGGACUGCUCUACUUGCAUGAGGAGUGUGGCAAGCAGAUCAUACACUGUGACAUAAAGCCUGAGAACAUCCUCCUUGAUGACAACUUUAUAGCAAAGAUAUCAGACUUUGGCCUUGCGAAGCUCCUGAAAGCAGACCAGACACAAACUAGCACUGGAAUCAGAGGUACCCGAGGGUACUUUGCUCCAGAGUGGUUCAAGAACGUGGGUAUCUCUAGUAAAGUAGAUGUAUACAGCUUUGGGAUUGUCCUUCUAGAAAUUGUAUGCUGCAGGCGGAACGUAGACCUUAAAGCCACCAAUGAGGAGCAAGUUAUAUUGACAUACUGGGCAUAUGACUGCUACCGCGGUGGCCGCCUUGACCUAUUAGUUGAAGGUGAUGAGGAAGCAAUUAUUAAUAUGAAGAUGGUGGAAAGAUUCACAAGAGUUGCACUUUGGUGCGUACAGGAUGAACCGACAAUGCGCCCAACUAUGCUUAAAGUGACCAAGAUGCUUGAUGGAGCAAUAGAGGUUCCCCAGCCUCCUAUUAACACCCCACCCUUCAUAAGUUCACUUCUGUAAUAUGGAAUUGGUAAUAGCAAGUGAUACCUAUUUUUCGUUAAGGGGUCUAUCUUUUAAUCUUCCUGUGUUGUGGAAGGAUGAUACUAGUCGUUGUUCUGGCUGACAUUAGAGAAGGGAGCGUUCCCUUUUGUUGGUCAUCAACAGGUUGUGAAAUCUGUUCUAUAUUCUCCAUCCUACAUGCAAACUUUGUGUGUCCUUGGAUAAAAAAGGUAGCUUGUACCAAAAAAUUAAUAUGGUUGAGCGUGAAGCAUUUCCAGUUGAUAUUUGAUAAUCAUAUAGUGCACACAAUUGUAUAGAAGUAGGCUAGCGGUGUCUCAUAAAAUAGUUGUAUGCACAUGAUGACAUGAACUGUAUUCUUAAGUGGGUAUAUCCUUGAACCAAAAUGGCAUGUCCUACUGCUGAAUUUAACAGAACUUUCUAACAAGAAAUAUAAAGAGUUAAAUGUACCUA